This is a messenger RNA of Staurois parvus, 450 nucleotides long. The record is from the annotation of a GenBank genome assembly. NCBI's taxonomy places the organism in Eukaryota, Metazoa, Chordata, Amphibia, Anura, Ranidae.
AGAGCCGAAGAUGUCGGUUCGGUCAUGUGAUCAGCUGUGUCCAGUCACAGCUGAUCACAUGAGAGCCAGUAAUCGGCAUUCCGCAGAUGGGACAUGUACACUGAUCAUCAAGGCACUGAUGAUCAGUGUGCCCUGAUGAUCAGUGUAGCCCCAGCAGUGCCACCUGUCAGUGUCCAUCAGUGCCUUAUGUCAGUGCUCAUCAGUGCCUCGUGCCAGUGCCCAUCAGUGCCACAUAUCAGUGCCUACCAGUGCACAUCAAUGCCACAUAUCAGUGCCCAUCUGAGCUGCCUUUCAGUGUCACCCAUCAGUGCCAGUCAGUGCCACCUAUCAAUGCCAAACAGUGCCACCUAUCAGUGCCAGUCAGUGCUGCCUAUCAGUGCGCAUCAGUGCCGCCUAUUAGUGCCUGUCAGUGCCACCUAUCAGUGCCAGUCAGUGCCGCAUAUUAGUGCC